Aspergillus pseudotamarii is the source of this 2834-nucleotide messenger RNA. RefSeq lists its product as uncharacterized. The transcript is spliced from 2 exons. The record is from RefSeq and is a predicted model, not a curated record. Lineage: Eukaryota; Fungi; Ascomycota; Eurotiomycetes; Eurotiales; Aspergillaceae. The coding region runs from base 534 to 2126 and encodes 530 amino acids.
GGCAUUUUUUGCAUUUGAUCCUUAUAGCAUAUUUUCGUCUACCUUAAAGAAGUCACUCAUCGCAAGAUUGGACCAUGUGUCGAAAUACCAGGUAGGGAUGAAGUUACAGAGAUUUAGUUCAAAAUGAUAUGCGAUCCGGUCCCCGCAUUGCGCCUCUGUGGAAACGUCCUGCAACUCCUUGACUUGAGCUAUCGGCUAUUGGAUCCAGCUGGAGAAUUAGACCAGUUGGUCGAUAGCCUACCUGUGGCAUAUAACAAUCUUAGCCAAAUAUACCACAGACUCAAACAGCUGCGCUAUGGCCUCGCAAUUAGGCUGACCAUACAUUGGUCCAUCGAUGAAUCAAUAUCAUACGGUGACGAGGGGCUUCAAAGCCUGGCGCAGUCUUGUCAGGGCAUAUGUGCACAACUACUUGUCGCAACAAGCCAGCUAGAACACCAUUACAGCUCUUCAAAUGCCUUCACGUCAUUCCAGGAAGCACUGCAAGCGGUUUGGGACAAGAGGCAAAUUGAAGCUCUAGAGGAAGGGUUGCUGGCAUGCAGAAGGGAAACGAUCCGAGUGCUUACAAUUAUUUUCAGUCUAGCGUCUACCAGGAGAUACAAAGACUCAAGGAGCAGAAUCGACAAAUAGACCAAAGCCAAACACGAUGGCUUACGGAUCUCUUAGACACCCUCAAAGACAUAGAGUGGCAAGCGACCGAGGUGUACAUCGGAGAUGAGGUACCAGGCGUGACCAAUACCAUCAACCCAGACCAUCUUCGAGAUAUGGCCCGUAGGAUGCCGCAUGCCAUACAACAAGCGUCAAAGGUCGCCUUCGUGCAAAGAUUCCUCAGGACACUACACUUUGAAACGAUCAAGGACCGCCAUGCGAGGAUCGCGAAAGCCCACGAGAGGACUUUUACCUGGACCUUUGAGAAAAUGAUGGAUACGACAACCCAUCCUUCACAUAGCCGCGCAAUCGUUAAUUGGCUGCGGGGACAAAAUGGCAGCAUAUUUUGGAUCUCUGGCAAACCGGCAUCAGGGAAGUCAACGUUUAUGAAAUAUCUACUCGCUCACCCGCAGACCCAAGAAAACCUCAAAAUAUGGGCUAGAAGCGAGAAGCUGGUUAUGGCCAGUCACUUCUUCUGGGGUGCCGGAACUAACAUGCAGAACUCUACGCGUGGCUUGCUCCAAUCUCUUCUCUAUGGCAUAUUCACCCACAUUCCGGACCUGAUUCCUAUCGUAUGCCAGCAAAGGUGGGAAGCGAUCAUGCGCGACAAACCCGGCGACAGUCCAUGGUGUGUGGAAGAGCUGUUGGAGACGUUCAAGACUCUGAUUAGCCAGACUGUAUUCCCAACCAAAUUCUGCUUCUUCAUUGAUGGUCUGGAUGAAUGCACAGGGGACCAUUCCGAGUUGAUGGAACUGUUGAACUCUCUAGUUCAAACCAAUGUCAUAAUGUGUCUCUCUAGCCGACCAUGGAAGGUGUUUGAAGACGCAUAUGGAGAAUCGGCCGACCGGAAGUUAUACCUGGAAGAGCACAACCGCGAGGAUAUCCACAAUUACGUUCAGAGUGAAAUUGAACAACAUUCAGCUUGGGGACCACUUGUCAGAAUCGAUUCACGGACCAGCGGCAUUAUUGAUGAAAUUGCCGAUCAGGCUGAGGGUGUUUUUCUCUGGGCGGUUCUGGUGGUGCGCUGUUUCGGUGAAUGGUUGACGAAUGGAGAUACCUUGUUCUUCUUGCAGAAGAAGCUUAGAAGAAUCCCUAUCACCCUUGAGCUGCUCCUCAGGUCCAUGAUUGACUCGAUCGACCCGAUCUAUACUUCGUAUUGGAUGCAGGUAUUCAAUGUUGCGCUGACUGCCCCUGAGCCCUUACCCGUGAUGCCAUAUGCCUCAUUGGAACGAAAACUCGAAGAUGACGAUAAUGUUAGUCCACAGGAGAAUAAACCUCUCACCUACAGAGACAUCGUCCUACGGGCUCACCAACUUGACAGACAACUUAAUUACAUAUGCAAGGGAUUACUGGUAGUGUAUCAUCGCCGUAAUGAGGAAGACGCCCUGCGCUACCAGGUGGACUUCUUGCAUCGAACCGUCCGAGAGUUCUUCUCAACAAAUGACAUAUUGCAAGGCACAAAUAGCGUCCUUCCAAACUAAGGUAUAGAACAUAAAUGUGUUCUAUUAUUAUAACUGUUUUGCUGCUUUUAUAUGAAACAAUACGUCACGCGCCAUGGUUUGUUAUUCUCGUCCAUACCAUUCUUUGGUAGAUACCUUCACACCUUACGCAAUCAACACUUUUAUAUACCGGUAAAAGACCUUGGAGCGACACGUUGUUCGACAUUUACGCCCUAAGGAUCUUUCCGCAUCUCCCGCGCCCUAGCCCUUCAAUAGUCUGCUGCUCGGUGCAAGGGCUAAAUGAUAGAGCUAAAACGUUCCUGGAGGGCAGGUGGACCAUUUGGCACACGCUGGGAUAAGAAUUCCCACUUUAUAUGAUUGGUGAGCGGAUUAGCUGCUAGCUAAAGGGUUUGAAAUAAGUAAAACAAUUGCGACGUUGUGAUGCCUGGAAGAGGAUAGUCAUUCAAGCAAUUUUCCCCUCACGUCAGAGCAGCACUUGAAGCAGUCAUCGGAUAGUAAGGGGUGGUGGAAAUAGCGAGGAAGGGGACGGAAUACUAAUUGAGGGGAUAUGGAUUGCUAGACCAAACUGAAUAUGAGUUGAAAAUAUUGCCAAUGUUUGAAAUAUAGGCAAUGGAAGGAGAAGUCCGGGGUGGAUCAACCGUCGAGCUACUCUAAAGGAAUACAGUGGCGAGUGGAACAGCCUGGUAAAUUCAAAGCCGGAUGUCCAAGGGUACUCGCCCGACCUUAUAU